This is a messenger RNA of Thermothelomyces thermophilus ATCC 42464, 1568 nucleotides long. RefSeq lists its product as uncharacterized. Gene Ontology annotation, biological process: regulation of cyclin-dependent protein serine/threonine kinase activity; regulation of transcription by RNA polymerase II. The coding region runs from base 102 to 1382 and encodes 426 amino acids. The record is from RefSeq and is a predicted model, not a curated record. Gene Ontology annotation, molecular function: cyclin-dependent protein serine/threonine kinase regulator activity. Gene Ontology annotation, cellular component: transcription factor TFIIK complex; nucleus. The transcript is spliced from 4 exons. Lineage: Eukaryota; Fungi; Ascomycota; Sordariomycetes; Sordariales; Chaetomiaceae.
GCCGAGUUGAAGCUCAAACCCACCUCUCGCAGACCGUGACGCCAACUGAAUCGCCGAGCCUCCCUUUGCUUCCCGCACCACCCGCCGAGAGGAUCGCCGCCAUGGCUACCGAAGAUGAGCGGUACCGUCAGUCGUCGCAGUACCAGCUGUGGUCUUUCUCGCCCGCCCAGCUGGCCGAGAUGCGAGAGAAGACCAACGCGGCGGCUCGCGCGCGAAUCGCCGAACGCCUAUCUUCGCUCCCUGCCCACUCCAACAGCACUUCUACCCCGGCCUCGAGCGUGAACACUCCCGAUCCCGAUGGCACGCCCGCCCCGGCGCUCCCCGAGUUUCUCACCGCCGCAGAAGAAGCACAGCUGGUAACCUUCUUUACCUCGGAGCUGUUGCGGGCGGGCGACCAUGCCGAGAUGUCGGACGAGAUCAAGGCGACCGCGGCCGCCUUCUUCCGGAGAUUCUACGUUACAAAUAGCAUAAUGACAUACCCACCCCAGGAGAUGUUGAUAGUGGCCUUGUUCUUUGGCUGCAAAGCCGAGGGGUCCUUCGUGAGCAUCUCAGAUUUUGUCAAGACGUUUGGGAAAGAUAACCCAGAAGAAGUCCUGGCGGGCGAGUUCCUACUCUGCCAAGGCCUUCGGUUCGCCAUCGACGUGAAGCACCCCUUCCGCGCCCUGCGCGGGGCCUUGAUGGAGCUCGCCGCUCUCCCCGACAUUGACCGAGCCCGCCUGGGUGCGGCAGAGACCCGUGCUCGCGAAAUCCUGCGCUUCAGCCCCCUCAUCACGGACGCCUACUUCCACUACACCCCCAGCCAGAUCAUGCUUGCCGCGCUCUCCCUCGCAGACCGCGGCCUCGCCGAGCGCCUCAUAACAAAGACCUUUCACCACGUCUCCCCGCCCCCCGACUCCGGCGCCGACACGCCUUCUGCUUCCGGGACCGACUCCGGGGGCGCCGCCGCCCCUUCCAAGACGCCUGCCGUCCGCCCCGGCGAAGACAAAGCGCAAAUCAUCGGCUCCCACCUCCGCGAUAAAGUCCUCGGAACCAUCGAAGCCUGCCGGGAAAUGCUGGCGAAGGAGCUUCCCGAGAGGAGGGAACACUGGACAAAUAAAGCCGUGAUCAAGGCGCAGAUCACCCCUCUCCGCAAGAAGCUCAACAAGUGUCGCGACCCGGAGCGCUGGAACUUGAUCGAGCUGCAGCGGACGCGGCGCCAGCAGGCCUCAAAGAAGGCCGACUCCGAAGACGAUGAUCCCGAUGACCGCAAAGACGGUGGCAACACGUUGCAGAGCGACGCGGCCGUGUUUGGGGAGCCGCUGGCUGCCUCGCGGGAUAAUAAGCGGAGGAAGGUCCAAGGGAACGGGACAGGGCUGGAUGAUCCUUUCGGAGGCCCUUUGUGACGCUUCCCCCCCGUUGAUAUUCCGGACAGCAUACUGGGAAGAUGGCAUAUGGGUCACGGCGUUCUUGUGGAGCAUUGGGGUGCUUGUUUAUACUAAAAGGUAUGGCGUUCUUGCGAGAGAAAUCCGGGAAUUCGAAUCAGAAACAUUCAUGAGAGGGAAGCAUUCUGGGCGCCAAAGGCCUGGACU